GCAUCGGUACCAUCAACACUGUUAAUUUUAGCCAGUCCAAAUCGCGAUGUCAAAGAUAGCGUACGAUAUACCAGCUCCGAAUGUUUACGUUAUUACACUGAAAACGAUGUUUUUCGUUCGCGAGUUAUUUUUAUGAGUGAAAAUCUGGCCUCUUCUCACUGGAGAGCGGUCGUGCGGUCGCUUUUCGAAAUCGGGACCUACAUUUGAAUAGUUUUCUUAUAAAGGGGAAAUAUAGUGGUUUGUUGACAUUAUCUUAAACUAACUGCCGUUGAGUGCUUGUGGUUUUGUGCUGUGAUUUUGUUUGGAUUUCUACGAGGGAAACUUUAAGAAUUAAGGUGUUACUCGACGCAUGGCGCGUGCGCUGGGGCAGGAUGUCGGGCAUGACGGGCGCCAGCAUGCUGCGCACACGACGCAAAGAUGUCAACCUCAAACCCAACCGGAAAUUGGACCGCAAGUCGUCUCGGGGCAUGCUCUUCGAGAACGAAGAGCUGCGUCUGCGCACCAUCAACAUUAACGCGGAGGUCGAACGAGGGCAGUCAGAUAUAAAGAAGCUCAAGCGAGAAAACGACCAGCUGAAGAGAGAAAUCUCUGCGCUCCGCUACGAGUAUGACCGUCUUGACCGUCUGCUCCGUGACCGAAAAUCCUCGCCUGACAACUCUGACGACAGCGCGUCUGUAUGCAGUGCGUGUCCAGAAUGCGCAAGUGUCGGAUCCGGGAGGGUGUUCCAUGACCUUGAAGCCGUUCCUGAGGAGGGCGAGGAGGGGAAUAAGAAUAAGCAAGCACACGGAAAACCACGGAUUCCACCCACGCCUAAGAAAACGCGUCGCAGUUCUAAUAAAGACUCAAUGCAGACCUUCAGCGGCGUUGAGUCCCCGUGCACAUGCGACGAUUGCCAGCAGCCCGAAGAUAUUCCCAUAACCAAGCAGCCAACCAGCACGCAGAUGACUCCCAUGAUGCCCAACACGCAACCCCAACCCGAGCGACCCGUCGACGUCCUCAUCCACGACAACCAAGAACCACAAUACUUCCAAAGCGUCACAUCACCCCCCUACCACGUCACCACACCGCCCCCGCCAGGCUUCGUCCUCGCCCCUUACCAACCACCCCGAUUCCACACCGGAGGAAACGUAGAAGACUUACUAGGAGACGUCCAAAACACACCCACGAUACAGACAACAUUCAUUCAGCAGAAUUCCGUCUUCAUGUGCGAAAGAAAAGUGAUGCAGAAAUGCUGUUGUCAGAAACGAGAACCGGCACCAACGACGUCGCAAGACGAGACACAGAAGUCUUAUGUGACUGAAAAGAAUAUAGAGUUAACAUAUGAUUAUCCGAGAAACACUCCAGUCACUGCAGCUCCUAGUUCUAAAUCUGGAGAUGACCAUACAACAACAACGACAGAAGUGGCGAGCACAGUUGUAUUCGUCGAAAGAAGGAUACCAGUGAAGCCGAAAAAGUUCGAUUUCUUCUUCAGAUCUCGAUCAGCCCCAGUAGGAGAUCACGAUGAACCUAUUUACGCGACAGUCAACAAAUUACCGAAAAGACUAAGAAGAAUGGAACUAGCCAACUUAGAGAAAGAAGUAGCUUACAAAUCUGGCGAGCCAGAUUCAUCCACGCGAACAGAGCUAACGUUCAAAACCGACUCAGAAUCUCAAGUACCUCAUCCAGAUGACGAUACCAGUAGAUCUGAAAGAGAAAAGUCCGUAGUCCCGCAAAGACCAGAGUCUCCCAAGGCGAAGAAGCGGAAAAGAUUCUCGCUGACGUUCAAAAAGAGGGAGAGAAAAAGAAAAGAGAAAAAGGAUAAAAAGAAAGAGGUGAAGAAUGGAGUAGCGAAGGUGCCGGUGACAGAGAGUGAUAAUGAGAGGUUGAUAGACAAGGAACAAGAGAAGCCCAAGCUCUGCACGCGGCAUCGGCCGAGGAAUACGUUGUCGUCGUCAAGCUCUGGCCCGCGAUACAAGCGGGAUAGCUAUCAGGAGAUGACGACAUCCCACUCAGAGCACGAGCGAACGAACAGCGUGUGCUCAUCCGUUAAUUCCCUGGCUUCAGCAUGCACCCACAAAUCAAGAAAACUCUCCGCCCCGCCUAUCGCUGACGGCUCCAUACCCUGGUGCGGGUGUUGGGGUGCAGGCUGUGUGUGAUAUGGCCCUAGUUUGACCUCCUGGUUAUACUUACAAAUCUGGGAAACUCCGCU
This is a messenger RNA of Cydia fagiglandana, 2188 nucleotides long. RefSeq lists its product as uncharacterized. Bases 372 to 2135 code for a protein of 587 amino acids. NCBI's taxonomy places the organism in Eukaryota, Metazoa, Arthropoda, Insecta, Lepidoptera, Tortricidae. The transcript has 8 exons. The record is from RefSeq and is a predicted model, not a curated record.